Anneissia japonica is the source of this 3183-nucleotide messenger RNA. RefSeq lists its product as uncharacterized. The transcript has a single exon. Lineage: Eukaryota; Metazoa; Echinodermata; Crinoidea; Comatulida; Comatulidae. Gene Ontology annotation, biological process: DNA integration. The coding region runs from base 1 to 3183 and encodes 1060 amino acids. Gene Ontology annotation, molecular function: nucleic acid binding. The record is from RefSeq and is a predicted model, not a curated record.
AUGCCUAAUAACAAACCUUUGGCAGAGAAGAGAGCUGCUCACCUGUUAAGGAAGUUGAGAGAUCCUGAAUUUCACAAGGAGUAUACAAAGUUUAUGGAUGACAUGUUCGAUAGGGGUUAUGCUGAGAAAGUGCCUGUAGAAAAGAACGAAGGACGUGAAGCCCAUAACAUGUGGUUUAUACCUCAUCACGGAGUGUUUCAUAAACAGAAACAUAAGUUGCGUGUAGUGUUUGAUUGUGGCGCCAGGUAUGGUGGCAAGUCACUUAAUGAUGAAUUGUUACAGGGACCUGACCUGACUAGUUCUCUUGUUGGGGUAUUAAUCAGAUUCCAAGAAGAACCGGUAGCAUUGACAGCAGAUAUUGAAUCCAUGUUCUAUCAGGUCCGGGUACCAGAAAAGGACCGGGAUAUGUUGAGGUUUCUAUGGUGGCCAAAUGGCAAUGUCGACCAGCCUUUGGAAGAAUAUAGAAUGGCCGUCCACGUUUUUGGAGCGGUAUCUUCUCCAUCGUGUGUCAACUACGCUUUACACAAGGCAGCAGAGAAUGCUAAAGGGCGGUACCAAAAGGCAGUUUGCGAUACCAUAUGUAGAAACUUUUACGUCGAUGAUUAUUUGGUGUCUGUACCAACAAAUGCUGAAGCAAUACUCCGUGCGAAGGACACAAGGAAUCUUUGUAAAGAAAAUGGCUUUAGAUUGACCAAGUGGAUGAGUAAUGAACGAGAGGUGAUAGAGUCUAUUCCCAUCUGUGAAAGAGCCAAAAAUGUAAAGGAUGUUGACUUGACGAUAUUACCUACCGAAAGGACGUUGGGUGUUCUUUGGUCGGCUGAAUCAGAUGAGUUCAGAUACAAGAUUAAUUUGUCAACUAAGCCAACUACUAGAAGAAGGGUGUUAUCUACGUUAGGCUCGAUAUAUGAUCCCCUAGGUUAUGUCUCGCCUGCAAUUCUCCCAGCAAAACAAAUACUUCAGGAACUUUGUCGUAAGAAACUGGGUUGGGAUGCACAGAUACCUGAUGAAGAAUCGAAGAGGUGGUCGAAAUGGACAUCGGAAGUCGGUGAUCUGGAAAGAUUCAGGAUAAGCAGGUGUUUGAAACCGCAUGGAUUUGGAAGUCAAAUCUCUGCACAGAUGCACCAUUUCUCGGACGCCAGCGAGCUCGGUUAUGGAACGGCAUCGUACAUUAGGUUUUUGAACAAAAAUGGUGAUGUUCAUUGUCGGCUAAUUCUUGUCAAGUCAAGAGUUGCUCCGUUAAAAAUUGCUACAAUUCCCAGAAUGGAACUCACUGCUGCUGCUUUAGCAGUCAGAGUAGAUGCCAUGUUGCGAAGAGAGCUUCAGAUGCCAGUUAUUGAGUCACAAUUUUGGAUGGAUAGUACCACGGUGUUGAGUUACAUUAAAAGUGACACGGCUAGAUUUCAUACAUUUGUUGCUAACCGUGUAGACCUUAUUAGAGAAGCUUCUGCGCCAAGUCAAUGGGGGCACGUGAGGACUGCAUGUAAUCCCGCAGAUGUUUGCUCUAGGGGAACGUCGAUGAAGAGGUUUCUGGAGAGCGAAAGAUGGAUUAAAGGUCCAAAAUUCCUGUGGCAGGACGAGAGUGAAUGGUAUGAGAAAGACAUAGGACAGUUUACCCUGAAGAAUACUGAUCCAGAACUGAAAUGCGUCCUGGUUACAGAAGUUAAACCCGUUGAUCCCUUAAGCCGAGCGAUUGAGCGUUGCUCGUCAUGGAGCAAGCUAAAAAGGUCCAUUGCCUGGAUCAUGGUGGGAAUGCGAAACUUGCAAAUGCGUGUUGCUGUUCGCAAGGGAAGAUUACCAGAAGGGCAGAAACAGCAUGAAAAUCUAUCAGUUCAAGAUAUGAGGAGGGCGGAGGAAGCAUUGGUAAGGUUCGUUCAGAAAGAGCAUUGGCCAAACGACAUUGCUUCACUUCAUAAGAAAUCAUCAUCGCUUAGGAGUCUUGAUCCGGUCAUAAAGAAUAAAUUAUUGUGUGUCGGUGGUAGACUCCAAAGAGCAAACAUUGACGUUAUGUCUAAACAUCAAGUUCUAUUACCAAGAAACUCUCAUGUAUCAAGGUUGAUACUUCGAGAUAUUCACGAGACAAAUGGACACCUAGGUAAAAACCAUAUAUUAGCAAAACUGCGACAGCAGUAUUGGAUUGUAGGUGCACCAUCCUUAAUAAAGCAGAUCACCUCAAAGUGUGUGGUUUGUAGAAGGUACCAGCCAUCAGUUGGUCAACAGAAGAUGGCAGAUUUGCCUAUAGAGCGGGUACGUGUGGGGAACCCUCCGUUUCAUGACACUGGAAUGGACUACUUCGGGCCGUUCGAGGUCAAGCGUGGCCGAACUACUGUGAAAAGAUACGGAGUGCUGUUUACGUGCAUGGCUAGUCGUGCUGUUCACUUAGAAGUCGCACACACUCUCGACACUGCUUCAUGUAUUAACGCAAUUAAACGAUUUACUGCACGACGAGGGAAUGUGAGUAGUAUCAGGUCAGAUAAUGGAACCAACCUGGUAGGAGCCGAACGUGAACUUAGAGAGUCUUUACAUAAAUGCAAUCAGCAGGAGAUGCAAAUGAAAUUAAUGAAGAAAGGAAUUAACUGGUAUUUCAAUCCACCUACAGGGUCGCAUCAUGGUGGGAUUUGGGAAAGGAUUAUUCGAAGCGUAAGAAAGAUUUUGUAUGGGUUGAUGAAGGAACAAAACAUCAAGUUGAAUGAUGAGUCGCUGCAAACACUUUUUUGUGAAGUUGAAGAAAUUCUAAACGGGAGGCCACUAACGGAGAGCCCAAAUAGUCCCAACGAUUUGGAUGUGCUGACGCCAAAUCAUCUGUUACGUUUAAAUGCAGAGCCGGUUCUUCCAGCAGGAGUAUUUACGAGAGAUGAUACCUAUUCUACUCGAUGCUGGAGACAAAUUCAAUAUCUUGCCGAUGUUUUCUGGCGACGUUGGGUCAAUGAAUACUUUCCGAUGUUGCAGCAAAGACAAAAAUGGACACGUCCUAAGCGCAAUCUGGUCGUUGGAGAUGUUGUAUUGGUGAUGAAUCAAGGUCCAAGAAAUAUGUGGAUGCUUGGUCGUGUAACAGAAGUUUAUAAUGAUCAUAAAGGGUUCGUUAGGUCUGUUAAAGUGAGGACUGAGAAUUCAUCAUUGAUUCGUCCUGUCACUAAACUAUGUCUAUUGGUUGAGUGUGAUAAUGCUAAUAAUUCAGAUUCAUAA